Messenger RNA from Symbiodinium sp. CCMP2456, 1797 nucleotides. NCBI's taxonomy places the organism in Eukaryota, Dinophyceae, Suessiales, Symbiodiniaceae. The record is from the annotation of a GenBank genome assembly.
AUGGGAAGCCGUUUGUUUCAUGGCACUCGGUUUGAACCCGAGCCCACUGCUGAGCCUACCGUUUCAUUGCUGAACGACCUCCGUAGCGCUGUUGAGCUGGACCUUGGCGACGGAUGGCAAGCGCUGGAGUCCUGGCAGUCCCGCCAAAUGGUGAGGGAAGGCUUUGCCAUUCGACUCAGCGCUGAUCGAACACGGAUGUGGAGGAUCGGCACGAAUGAAUUGGUCUCACAGGGCAAGACUCUCCGCACCUCUAAGGAUUUAGGUCUGUUCAGUCAAGAGAUGAAGGCAGAGGCAUACAAAGAAUGGUCCGAAAUGUACCUCGAAGACGUGCCUGGUGGUAAACUUCAACUGGUUAACGACCUCGACGCAGCAGUGGAAGUGGACAACGGCCGUGGAUGGCGCAUCUUGUAUCCCAAUCAAAAGCGUGAGCUGACAGAAGAAAGCUUCAGCAUCCGCUUGCGAGAGGACCCAGCUGUCAUGUCCACCAUUGGCCAAGGCCGUGCAUCGGAUCCGGAAUAUUGCUUGCGCACGUCAACAGACCUGGCAGUGUUUAGCUCGAAAGCAAGCAGCUGGGUAGCCAACGAGCAGAAAGCCGUUCAAAAGGAGACAGAAGAGCGGCAACGCAGGAAGAAGCUGUCUGAAGCCCAAGUGACACGGAGCGCUCGAAAGCUUGCAGUCAUCUGGUUCCUGGCCAUUGUGUGUGCCGCAGUUGUUCUCAUCCCGGCUAUGGCCUUCACAGGCUUGUUGUCUCAUGCUUGCGCCGGACUUGGUGCCACGCUUGUCCUUCUCCUUGUUCACGUCAAUGGUCUUGAUGGAACGGAGGAUCCGGAAGAUUUCGAUGACCUUCUCUCCAACCAGUUCCACCACCCCGUCGUGUACCUCUUCUUCAUCUUUGUCGGCACUUUUGCUGGCACCUGGGCUCGCUCGAUCUUGCCGGAUGGCCAGACCCAUGAUUCUCUUCGCGACACGUCCCGCCGGUGGCUUCUAGAGGAAACCAUCGUCUUUCAAGGUACGGUGAUGGAAGGACAAGGGAAGCCAUGCAUCACUUCUUGGCCGGGCAAAUAUGCCACGGCUUGGGAUUGCUUGGUCGAGAGUGCACGCGAGGGGGAGACGAGUGCCGCAGUGGUUUUCCUGCCGGAAGGCACAAAGGAGUUCGGAAGGCACAGCAACAUCCCACACUCCGAAGGUUUGGAGGGUGAUUGCUGGUGUACCCCUCUGUAUGGAGAGCAAAAGCCGUGGGGUUGUCGGUGGUGGGCACUAUGGAUUGAGAAUGUUGAGAAAGCUGUACGAUUCGGUGCCGAGCUCCACGUGUAUUUCUUCCAGCAAGCAUGCGGGCAGGGUAAAGUGCAGAACUUUGACACGGCAGGUCGCGAGAAUCUCAGAAGGGAGGCCAUCUUCGCGAGAAUGAACGAGUUUGAGGAGUCUGAAGAAUAUCGAUCCGCCAACGACGCCGGCAUCGAGAAUCUCUGCAAGAACAGGCGCCACGACUCCUCCUCGCAACAUAGCAGAGAGAAGCACAGACUCUUCCUGCAUUGGCUUCCGAUUGAAGACGGACGUUUUCUGAAAGAAUCCGAAGGUUUGGGAAACUCGCAGAAAGCAGAAGUCGCAUGGCUAGAGCGGAAAGGAUACCGCUACACCGAGGUUGACAUCGGGGGGUGGCUGCAGCCAGAUGAGCUCCGAGGAGACUGUCAGGUUCCUGUUCGGCAGCGUAAUCACAAAACGCCGCUGGAACAUCAAAUUAAACAUGCUCCAGAUGGCAAGCCUCGAUUCUGUGGCAGGCAAAUCGUACGGUUGUGA